AUAACCCAGUUAGUUAGUAAACAGUUGUAGUGAUGACUCACACACUGAGUUGGCCACAUUAAUAUACGACAUACGUACUUCGUAUUAUACGGGAUUUACCUACCAUCUCGACAAUAUAAGUAUAUAGACUUAAGCACAUUUUGGAGUGGACAUUUUACCGCUUUCCUAGUAUUUUUAUAUGUAUGACCUCGACUGAACCCAGAAGGGGAAGAUUAUCGUCACAACAACGCAGUGUAGAUUCGAGUGGAUUGUUGAUAUUUUCAGUAAAUGUAAAGUUUUCCAAAAAUGAAUAUGUUGGAGAAAGGCAUAUGUAUAGUGAUACUAUUAACAUUUAUUAUCUCGAUACAUUCAGUACAUGGGCGAAACUUACAUCGAUAUAAAAGACAAAAUUUUAACUUUUCCAUGAACACACCUAAACCGUCAAAUAAUUCACAAAAUUUCAACGUUUCCAUGAACACCCCAGAAAUGACAAAUAAUGCAUCCUGCGAAGAUAAAUGUAUGGCUUCGUCUGAUUUCUGUAAAAAUGGCGGAACGUGUUCAUUCAAUCCAAACCUGUGCUCCAUAAUUUGUAGUUGUUCAGAUGAAUUCACUGGAAGUACAUGUGAGACACGGAAGCAGAAUAACCCAGAUUUCAGCAAUAAAGCAUGGGCUUGUUCCUUCACAAGGUGUAUUAAUGGAGGAAAGAAGGUGGAUACUGAUACUGAAUGUUACUGCAAUUGUACGGACGAGUAUACCGGCGGAAGUUGUGAGACAAAAAAAGCUGAUAUUGCAACGUUGGGUGUCAACGCUACAACUGGUACCACAACUACACUCCGACCAGAAUCCGAGAGAAUUUGUGAUGGAUUUGAGUGUUUUCAUGGCAGAUGUAAUGUUGAUGAAGGGAAAUACACGUGUGACUGUGAUAAAGGGUACAUUGGAAAUUACUGCACCGAAAAGUGUUUAAAAGACUGUGUACAUGGCGGCUGUGGUACUAAUGGCACCCACGAGAAAUGUGACUGUUACUAUAAAUGGACUGGAGAUUUGUGUGAUGAAAGAAUCCCAGAAGUAUCUAAUGCUUGGGUAUGGUAUACUGUUGGUGGAUGUGUAGGCGCUGUCCUCGUUUUGUUUUUGGUGUUUAUCGUUCUAAUAUACUGGAUGUGGAAGAGAAGAGAAAUUAUAGCCAUGAAGAUCGUCCAUUUCUUCCAACCAGUGGAAGACUCGGAUGGGAUGUUGUUUGAUGCCUUUAUCUCCUACAAAUCACAUCCAGACGACGAAGAAUUUGUUCUAAAAACGUUAUUUCCAAAACUUGAAAAAGAAAUGAAUUUUAAACUUUGUCUCCAUUUCCGAGAUUUUGUAGUUGGGGAGACCAUAGCCAACAAUAUUCUAUGGGCAGUUCAAAAUAGUAGACGUACGGUGCUGGUUAUUUCUCCAAAUUACUUAGACAGUGAAUUCGCGCGUUUUGAGUAUCAGACGGCACAGGUUGAAACAUUGAGACUACGACAGAGGAUCAUCCCUAUUAUGUACAAGGAUGUUCAGAGCAAAACAGACAAAAUGGACAGAACACUAAAAAAUAUUUUGGAAACAAUAACCUAUAUAAAAUGGUCCCCAGAAACUAACGAGAAAGAAAACGGUAAAUUUUGGAAACGCUUAGUCCUAUCACUCCCAAAACGAAGUGAUGUGGAAGGAAGUUCUAAAAGCUCUAAAUCGCCCGUCGUCUCUGUGAUAUCGACCAACAACGAGUCCAGUCAAUCAUCCGAUUCAAGCGUUCAAUUCCCCUCGUACAAAAAAAUGGAUAAGCUGGAAUCUGAGUGGACUAAUCUAAACGGUAUAUCCAAAAUCAGCGCAUAAACAGCUUCUUUGUAUUUCUCAAACUUGUUUGUAUAUGGGAACAAAAGAUAGAAAUCCCCACUUGCAUUCAAUGGUUUACAGUGUAUAUGUAACAGUCCGAAAAUCUGCUGGAAUCUGCUAACACUACAACCAUCUUUCCAUAGUUUAAAAAAACGGUCCUACAGCGUUGCAAAAUAUGCACACUAUACCCUAUCUAAGUAGACCACACCACCAUAAGUCUUCAGACUGACGAUGUAGUAUUAUAGUUAUAUUUAAAAUACAGAUGUGACGUCAUCCUUUGAUGUUGGCGUAGCAUUAUUUCAAAUAACUGUACGGACAAUGUGUCAAGCGUACAUUAUUUAUACUAGUUGAAAUAAUGGACCCACGUGACGUAUUUGACUGUAAUGCACGUGCUGGAUAGUGUCUGUAAGUUGUUUAUUUUAACUGCACAUGACAUAAAUCCAUAACCUAAUUGGUGCAAUGAUCACUAUUUCAAAAAUCUUGUCUUUUGUCAUUGUGUUGAUAUAGACUUAAAGCACAAUUCAUUCAAACGCAAUGGUGGACCAUACACUGCCUAAAUACCGCCUAACAAAACUGUUGAUUUUUAAAGAACAUUACAUAACAAUAUACAUGUAUAUAACUGCAGCUAAGGUAACUCUCCAAACCUUUUUUGGGUAUACUCUUUAUUAUAACGAGAUUAAUUUGUAUAUAAUUAUUUUCACAUCAUGUUAUCUAUAUAAUUUUGUUAUGUUUGUAAAUAAAUUGUUAUCGUUGAUA
Molecule: messenger RNA, 2583 nt
Organism: Patella vulgata (common limpet)
Lineage: Eukaryota; Metazoa; Mollusca; Gastropoda; Patellidae
Exons: 5
Coding region: 286-1827 (513 amino acids)
Biological process (GO): immune response; toll-like receptor signaling pathway
Cellular component (GO): membrane
Molecular function (GO): transmembrane signaling receptor activity
Source: RefSeq, a predicted model, not a curated record